Molecule: messenger RNA, 1221 nt
Organism: Prosopis cineraria
Lineage: Eukaryota; Viridiplantae; Streptophyta; Magnoliopsida; Fabales; Fabaceae
Exons: 3
Coding region: 1-1221 (406 amino acids)
Source: RefSeq, a predicted model, not a curated record
AUGGCUGAUGGUCGGACAGAUGUGAGGCAGCGAACUUUGAUUAAUUUCUUAGUCUAUUCUACAUAUGGAAUGGUUUUUGUAAAAUCUAUUGAUGCUUUAAAUUUGGUAAAAGAUGCUAGGACUUUGUUCUCGUUGUUCUGUGAAGUGAUUAAGUGGGUUGGUCCCAAGAACAUUGUUCAUGCGGUGACUGAUAAUACUGCAAAUUAUGUAGCAUGUGGUAAGUUGAUUAAGGAAAAAUAUAAAAAUAUUUAUUGGUCACCUUAUGCUGCUCAUUGUUUGAACCUUACUUUAAAAGAUAUAGCAAGCUUAGACAAUGUGUCAGCACUUGCAACUAAGGCACCAAAGAUAACUAUUUUUGUUUAUAAUCAUAUGAUCUUCUUGUCAUGGCUUAGGAAAAGACUGGGUUGGAAAGAAAUUGUACGUCCUGGUAUAACAAAAUUUGCUACUACAUUUAUCACAUUGUAUAGCAUAUAUAUGCAUAAACAUGACUUGCAAGCUUUGGUGACUGAUAAGCACUUUGUGGAUCACAAAUUGUCAAAGACUCAAGCUGAAGUAAUUGUUUCUGCCAUCAUAUUAGAUAAUGGCUUUUGGGGUGAUUGCUUGGAAAUUGUGAAGGUUGUGUCUCCUCUUAUAAAGUUGUUGAGAAUUGUGGAUUCAGAUGAGAAGCCUUCUUUGUUUUAUGUUUAUGAAGGCAUGCAAAGGGCAAAAAUAGAAAUCAAGGCAACAUUCAACAAUAAGAAAGAUUAUUACAAGCCUUACACAAGCAUUAUUCAAGCUCGAUGGGAUAAGCACUUUAAGAUAAAUUUUUAUGUAGCAGCAUAUUUGUUGAAUCCUACAUUCUUGUAUGAUGAGAAUUUUAUUCAUAAGAGAAGGUUAAUGGAUGAAAUGCUUGAUGUGUUUGAGUCAAAUGAAAGCGAAGAAAUUGAUUAUAUUGUGAUGAUGAAGCAAUUGAGCUUGUAUCGUGAUCAAGAGGAAGAGCCAGCUUUUGAGUUUGAUUCUCAAGAAAUUGCAAAUCUUAAAAGUGCCAUUCACAAUGAAACCAUAGCUGCUCCAUUAACCCUUGAAAGGGAUUAUGAAGGUGAUAAAUAUAUGAAUGUUCUAGAGCCCCCAUCUUUGCUUGAUGUUGCUAGUGGUUCUGGUUUUUCUCAUUCCAGUCCUAAUGUCUCAAUGCUCGAAGAUUUGAAUGAAGUUAAUGAUGACUUUGGUGUUGGUGAAUAUUAG